UUGACCAUACGCACGGAACCUGCGCUACUGCCGUUGCACCACCACCGCUACGUUCAACACCCCCGCCCAGUACCGAGAUUUAAGCGAUUGUUUAGUGAACUGGCAGUCUGUCACGUAACUACAAAAAAAACAUCGAAGUUGUCUUCAAAGUGCCUGCUCAUAGACUCAAGUAUGUCAGGGGGAAUCUCUGCUAGCAUAGCCACCAGCAGGCUGCGAGCCGAGGGAAUGGGCUCCAACGAUCACGCCGUCCCCUUCCUUAACCAGGACUAUGAGGCUUUGAGGCAGGAGUGUCUGGAGACGGGGUGUCUGUUUGAGGACCCAUCCUUCCUAGCCAAGGCUCCCUCUCUGGGCUUCAAAGAACUGGCCCCCUUCUCCGCCAAGACCAGGGACGUGGAAUGGAUGAGACCCACGGAGCUGACAGAUGACCCUCAAUUCAUCCUGGGAGGAGCUACCAGAACAGACAUCUGCCAGGGAGCUCUAGGUGAUUGCUGGCUCCUAGCAGCCAUAGCCUCUCUAACCCUCAAUGAGAGGCUGCUCCACCGAGUGGUCCCUCAUGGUCAGUCCUUCCAAGAGGACUACGCUGGGAUCUUCCACUUUCAGUUCUGGCAGUUUGGUGAGUGGGUGGACGUGGUGAUUGAUGACCGGCUGCCAACGAAGGAUGGAGAGCUCAUGUUCGUUCACUCAGCCGAGGGCAAUGAGUUCUGGAGCGCCCUGCUGGAGAAGGCCUACGCCAAGCUGAAUGGUUCAUACGAGGCUCUGUCUGGAGGCAGCACCACAGAAGGGUUUGAGGACUUCACCGGUGGUGUGUCUGAGAUGUACGAGCUCCGUAAGGCACCACGGGACCUGUACAGGAUCAUCAGCAAAGCCCUGGACAGAGGCUCCUUGCUGGGCUGCUCCAUCGACAUCACCAGUGCCUUUGACAUGGAGUCUGUGACGUUCAAGAAGCUGGUGAAAGGUCAUGCUUACUCAGUCACCGGCCUGAAGAAGGUAGAUUACCAGGGUCAGACGGAGAGAUUGAUCAGGGUGAGGAACCCCUGGGGACAGGUGGAGUGGACCGGCGCCUGGAGUGACAAUUCUCCUGAGUGGGAUGAGUUGGACCCAUCUGAGAGAGAGGACCUGCAUCUAAAGAUGGAGGACGGAGAGUUCUGGAUGUCGUUCCAGGAGUUCCUGAGGCAGUUUUCCCGUCUGGAGAUCUGUAACCUGACGGCGGACGCUCUGAGUGAGGACGGCCUCAGCCACUGGAACACCAUCAAGUUCCACGGCAUGUGGAGACGGGGGAGUACCGCCGGGGGCUGCCGUAACCACCCCAACACGUUCUGGAUCAACCCCCAGUAUAAGAUAACUCUGCUGGAGGAGGAUGACGACCCUGAGGAUGACGAGGUGGCCUGCAGCUUCCUGGUGGCUCUGAUGCAGAAGGACAGGAGGAGGUACCGGAAACAAGGGCAGGACAUGCACACCAUCGGGUUCGCCAUCUACGAGAUUCCAGAAGAGUACAGGGGCUGUCAGAAUGUGCACCUAAAGAAAGACUUCUUCCUGACCCACUCCUCCUGCGCUCGCUCUGAAACCUUUAUCAACCUGAGAGAGGUCAGCAACCGUCUCAGUCUGCCUCCGGGAGAAUACCUCAUUGUCCCCUCCACUUUUGAGUCUGGCCAGGAGGCCGACUUUGUCCUGCGAGUCUUCACUGAGAAACAGUCAGAGACAGAAGAGCUAGACGAUGAAAUCUCAGCAGACCUGGAAGAUGAGGAUGACAUCAGUGAAGAUGACAUCGACGACUCAUUCAAAUCCAUGUUUGCUCAGCUUGCAGGAGAGGACAUGGAGAUUUCUGUCCGCGAGCUUAGGACCAUCCUGAACAGAGUAGUGACUAGACACAAAGACCUGAAGACAGACGGCUUCAGUAUUGAGUCCUGUAGGACCAUGGUCAACCUUAUGGAUAAGGAUGGCACUGCCCGUCUUGGCCUGGUAGAGUUCCAGAUCCUCUGGAAUAAGAUCAGGAAGUGGCUGGUCAUCUAUAGAGAAUAUGACAUGGACAAGUCCGGGUCCAUGAGCUCCUAUGAGAUGCGACUUGCUGUGGAGUCUGCAGGUUUUAAACUGAACAACAGACUGAAUCAGGUCCUAGUGGCUCGCUACGCUGAGAACGAGGCCAUAGACUUUGACAACUUCAUCUGCUGUCUGGUCAAACUGGAAGCCAUGUUUAGAUAUUUCCAGCAGCUGGACAAAGAGAGUGAAGGAGUGGCUGAGAUGAACAUCACUGAGUGGCUGUAUAUGACCAUGUGUGGUUGAAGAGGACCAGUGUUCUCCCAGGAGAGGGACAGACCGAACAGCCGGCGUGCCUCUUCACUGGGGUCAUAUAGACCUACUGUAGCCUCUUCCCUGGAACCAUGAAGACCUUCCUAGCCAAUAUCUUCCUCUGCCUGAUCUCAACUAUAGGGCUGCCCUGUACUGUGCUGACUCAGAUAUUUUAUUUCCACAUUGUCCUUUCCAUCACGGUUCCAGCUACUAUGGUGAAUGCCCAACCAGCCCAGGUCAGCCCAGGUCAGCCCAGGUCAGCCCAGUUCAGCCCAGUUCAGCCCAGUUCAG
Messenger RNA from Coregonus clupeaformis (lake whitefish), 2577 nucleotides. Its product is annotated as calpain-1 catalytic subunit. Lineage: Eukaryota; Metazoa; Chordata; Actinopteri; Salmoniformes; Salmonidae. Gene Ontology annotation, cellular component: cytoplasm. The record is from RefSeq and is a predicted model, not a curated record. The coding region runs from base 172 to 2280 and encodes 702 amino acids. The transcript is spliced from 24 exons. Gene Ontology annotation, molecular function: calcium ion binding; calcium-dependent cysteine-type endopeptidase activity. Gene Ontology annotation, biological process: proteolysis.